Messenger RNA from Mya arenaria, 5165 nucleotides. RefSeq lists its product as uncharacterized. Bases 121 to 2313 code for a protein of 730 amino acids. The transcript has 6 exons. Lineage: Eukaryota; Metazoa; Mollusca; Bivalvia; Myida; Myidae. The record is from RefSeq and is a predicted model, not a curated record.
CUAUAAGUGCUGUACCUAUAAGCACUCAAAGAAUGCCACGUGUCGAUCUUUUCAAUGCCGGCCUUCAAAGAGCCUGGACUCAGACCUGGUUUUGGAUAAUUUUUACGUAUUUAAAACGUGAUGGAGAAGAAAGUGCAUUUAGCCAUUUGCAUUUGGAUUAUUUUGACGUCGGGUGUGUUAAAAAUUCAAGCAAGGAGCAUUUCCAACAGAAAUAGGGCAACCGACCUUGAACCCGCCAACUAUGUCGUUCUGUGGUUCAACACAAAGUUGUCUACAGAAUACUUAUCGACACAGAGGGACUGGAUUAUUUCCUUCAUUGAUGAUAUUGCGGAUGGAAGCCACGUCGACAUCUUCUUUUUCAACGUUUUAACUACUCAGCUCGUUCUGAGCUACACUAAACAAGCUUGGAUCGACUCACAUAAAGAUGACUUACUGCAACUGAAUUUAGAUACAAUAAAUGCAAGGAAGUUGGUAUCCUCUCCGGCUAUUGAAAAAACCAUAGAUCAAUGGUACUCAAAAGUGUACGAUAAUGGUCUUCCAAAGAUUGCCAUUUUUCUUGUUUCGUCUGAGGCUUUACUUCAAGUCGAGCUGGAUAAUCUCUUGGUCAAGACUUUUGUAGUAACGACUAAAGAUGAAAAGCUAAUUGAUGAUGGAUGGACGUCCCUUGCUACCGACAUGGACCACUUUCUGGACAUGGACAAUAAGAAAGAGUUGUACCAGUUGUUAACAAUAGAUACACACAUGCGAUGCGAAACCGACCAGUAUUAUAACGACAAUAUGUGCAAAUAUUGCUCUGAUCUGAACUGUAAACGCACGGAAGAUGGCAGGAUUUUGUGCGAAACCAAUAGUGAUGCCACAAGAGAUUGCAUUUAUUGGAGACCAGACGUUGGAAGUAAAGAAGAUUCAUCUAAAACAACAAUUGAAUCAUAUAGUACUGGAGACUUAACUAUGCUCGGAACCACUGUUGGAGUGGAAGUAAUUACAAAACCACACGUUCUUAAAAACAUUAUUAUGGCUGGAACAAUUGUUCAAACGACGACUCAAAUUUAUACGCGGGAUCUACACUUUGCUUUUAUCGUCUUGUUAUCCAUAGGAACCGCUGUUGUAUUUGCCUUAUUUAUGGCAACAAUAUAUAACAGACUUUUGCAGAGCAGGACUAUUCCACCUGUGGCACAUGUUGCGAGGUCCUUGUGGAGUUCAAUAGGGACUCUAGGAAGUAAGAAUUCAGCUAUCAACCAGCCAACACCAGCCACAAGAAUGCGCCCUCAACCUUCUGCUCCUCCGGAAGACCAAUUAUCAAUUGACCGAAGAAGCAUUACUUCCUCACUAGUCACCAGACAAUAUUCGCCAUCUGAAUAUUCUGAUGGUGGGAAUAAUUGUGCUCUUCCUCAUAGACCAGGUUCAGGUGUUGCCCACAACGAUAAGGAGGGGCGCAAAAACUCGGAUCAAGAAAAUGAAGACAAUGAAGACACUGACAGUGAGAAUGGAACUUCUGAGGAUGAGCAGGAAAGACGUCGUUUAUUAGAAAACGAGAGGUCUGACGAAAUAGGUGAAGACGAAGAUUCUUCACUCGAUGAUUUAAAGCAUAAAGAAAACGACGUAUGGACUGACAAGCCGUUCCGUGACAUUCACAACAGUCUAUGUGUGCAACAUAAAGGUUUAGAAACAGAAACGGGAGACAAUGGACAAAACACAGAAGAAUCGACGGAGGAUACUUCUGUUAAACGUGUUCACAUGCAAAAAAGAGUGAAUGAAGAAAAACCAAAAGAAUCGACGGAGGGGACCUCUGUGAAACGUGUACACAUGCGAAAAAGAGUGAAUGAAGAAAAACCAGAAAAAUCGACGGAGGGGACUUCUGUUAAACGUGUACACAUGCGAAAAAGAGUAAAUGAAGAAAAACCAAAAGAAUCGACGGAGGAGACUUCUGUUAAACGUGUACACAUGCCAAAAAGAGUGAAUGAAGAAAACACAGAAGAAUCGACAGAGGAGCCUUCUGUUAAACGUGUACACAUGCAUAAAGGAGUACAUGAACAAAAUACAGAAGAAUCGACGGAGGAGAAUGAUGUUGAAAGAUUGGCCAUGCUGAAAGAAGUCCAUGAACAAAACACAGAAGAAUCGUCAGAGGAGACUGAUGUUAAAAGUUUGGAUAUGCUGAAUGAAGUCAAUGAACAAAACACAGAAGAAUCGUCAGAGGAGACAGCUGUUAAAAGUUUAGACAUGCAUGAAGAAGUCAAUGAACGAAACACAGAAGACUCGCCAGAGGAGACUGUGGUUAAAUGUUUAGAUAAGCUUCCAGUACAAGCAACUUGUUAGUUGGUUACGUAUUUUGAAAGUGUCUUUACUACCAUGAGGGUAUGUUUUAACUUUUAAGUGAUUUAGAAAAUUUAGAACACAUUGUAGUUAAUAUAGUAAUGUAGAAUAUUUUGGUUCACAGUAGUUAUUAAUGUCAGAUGUUUUGGCACCAGUGAGCCUGACUAACAUAUGUAAUAGACAGGCACAUAUUCACUAAUGUCUGGAGUCUGAGUUUGUGACACACACUUAGAAAAGCAAAUUUUAAUUUUUUAACUAGAAAAUGAAGUCUUUUGAAACAUUUUAAAACCUAGUUUUCUGAGCCUGGGUUCCAACCUCAGACGUAAGAUGUAAGUGAAUAUAGGCCAAUUGAUUAGUCGCCGAAGCAAUUGUUAGCCUCAACUGAUCAGUCGCCGAAGCAAUUGUUGUCGAGAUCAUUUUGUGCAAGUUUGUAUAUCAACUAUUUAAUUUAACUAUGUGCUUUCAUUUAUUUAAAACAAUCCGUGAUCCUGCGUUUGGUCAACUGGGUGCUUGAAUGAGACUUGGCGAGGUCAACUGAUUGCUUGAAUGACAACUGGCGAGGUCAACUGAUUGCUUGAAUGACAACUGGCGAGGUCAACUGAUUGCUUGAAUGACAACUGGCUACUGGUCAGUUCAAGAUUAAUAUUUUGAUACUACGAAUCUCUCAUCCAUAACCUGUUAAGAAUCUCUUGAAAUUGUUUUGCCGCCUUAUUUUAAAUAUUGUAUUUUGUACCACAUUGGAUAUAUUGCAUAUAAUCUUUGUUUUCGUUACUUCUUAAAUUUGCAUAUAUACACGGAAACAGGUCAUGAGGGAUCAUACUGUUCAACAACAACAGCAGCAAUAAUAACAUUCUUAACGAUAAUAAGUUUUAUUGCGUUGAGGCAAACCUGCAUAUCAUACAUUAAACACUAGUCAUAGAGCAUACAGAACUUGUUAAAAAAACAAGAAAAGGAAAGCAUACCAAAUACACAUAUACUAUUAGUGAUGAAAAUAAUAGUGAAUGUAAACAAAAAUGUGAAUUAAAUAUUAACGAUGCACUCUUACUACCAAAUGAGAUUUACCACAAUUAAUACUAUUGUUUAAAUAUUCAAUAUAAAUGUCGUAAACAAUGGUUCUUAUGAAGGAUACUUAGUUUAAUUUGGAAGAACGGUGCAUAAAACACGGUAUUUCCACCUAAUGAGACUAUUAUAGUAGACCACAGUAAAUCUUUUAGCAUUCACCUAUCAUUUAAUAUUUUUGCGCUUUCUACAAGCACAGUUACAAUCUUGCUAUCAGUAGUUAAUAUUUUCCAUAAAUGCAUUAUGCAUUAUUUAGUAAGUUGUUAAUGGUUUAUCAGUCAAAAUUGAUUUUUGUUAUACAUGUGUAUGUAUUGAUUUUGAGUAAGAGUGUCACUUUAAUGAAUAGUGUGAUUUGAUAACACAAGAGGUCAUUCGGAACUCCUCGGCCAUUUUAUCGAAAACAACGUCGGAUGUAUUUGGACGGUUUACAUACUUAAAAAGUGGUACGUUUAAGUCCGCUGCAAAUAUAUCGCGUAGUAAUUUUAUUUAGAAGUUAAACUUUAUGACUUAACUCUUGGGAAUCUUAAUUAUGUUUGGAAUAAAACACUUCACUUGCAAUCCAUUUAAACCAAGAUCAAUGCAUACAACUCUUAAACACUACAUUUAAUUAAUGAUAUUAUUCAAAAAAUUACGAACUACUUCAACUGAUGUACCGGCAUACGUCCGAGGUUGUUUUCGAUAAAAUGGCCGAGGAGUUCCGAAUGACAAGUGGUGUUCAAGCAAUAGGGUACUUUGAAGUUUGAGUGUAUCCACACCCUACAAUAAACAGCUAGCGUGCAGAUAAUUGACAAUGAUAAUUCAAUAUAGGCAUACCUGCACACAUUCAACGACUUUCUUGACAACAUGGUACAAAACAGUUACUGCACAUACUUCCUUAGAAAUUGAGUUCAUACACUAUCUCCGUUUUACACUUGACUAUAAGUACAAUACUUUUGUUUUGGUAACAGUAACUACUACCUUUAAAGCUGCACUCUCACAGAUAUACCAUUUUUUACAACUUUUUUAUUUUUGGUCUUGAAAAUAGCAAAUUUUUGCGUAAAUACUUGCAAACCAAUGAUAUAAGAUUGCUGACAAAAAAUCAGAUCGAAGAUUUUCAUAUUUCAGUUCGAAAAUUAAUGUUUAAUGGCUUAAACCGUUACUAACGGUUUAGGAAAAUGCAUAAAACAUCAAUUUUUGAACUUAAAUAUAAAAAUCUGCGAUCUAAUUUUUUGUCAGCAGUCUUAUAUAACUGGUUUCCAUUGGUUUUCGCAAAAAAUGGCUCGUUCCAAGACAAAAAAUAAAAAGGUUGUCAAAACGUUCAAUCUGUGAGAGUGCAGCUUUAACAUGAAACAUAAACUACAUUAUUGUUGUCUUCAGGAUUGCUUUUGCACUUAUUCAAGAGACACACCAGAGUUGCCAAAAACAAAGAAUUAUUUUGUGAACAAUGUUUUACAAUGUGCAGGUUUUUGCUAGCAUCAUAUAACGUGUGAUUUUUACAAUGAAAUUGUGUGUGUAUAUAACAGGUAUUCCAAAAUCUUUUUUUCUUCAUCCGCUUUUUAAUUCAGAUGUUGGAUAAUGUUCUUUCUUUUACCCUUUCUUGAUUUAUUUAGAACUGUUAUAAAAUAAAAUGUAUUUUAUUAAGUUGUUGUUGUUUUAUUUUCAAUGCAUAGUGCGUACAAUAUUCAUUAUCUGUAAAAUGUAAUGAAACAUAUUUUCACUUUUCUAAAGCAAGGAUAGUAGUAAAAUUGAACCGGAUGUCUGAUCGUCAAUGACACGCAUUUCACUUCGCAGAAUAAACACGUCAUAUAAUAGUAACC